Messenger RNA from Lycium ferocissimum, 815 nucleotides. Its product is annotated as dirigent protein 22-like. The transcript has a single exon. The record is from RefSeq and is a predicted model, not a curated record. Lineage: Eukaryota; Viridiplantae; Streptophyta; Magnoliopsida; Solanales; Solanaceae. The coding region runs from base 43 to 624 and encodes 193 amino acids.
AUAUGUAGUACCUAGCUCCAUUCUUGAACUUGCUUAGCAACCAUGACUAAACUUUGCAACUUUCAGAAACUUUCUUCCAUUAUACUCCUCCUCCUUGUCCUUUCAAUCAUUACGCAUGGGAACUCUCAUGAAUUCUCCAGAAAACUAUCGAAGAAAUCAAUGGGCCUAAAGAGAGAGAAACUUAGCCACCUUCACUUCUACUUUCAUGACAUAGUAAGUGGGAAAAACCCCACGGCCGUGAAAAUAGUGGAAGCUGCCAUGACCAACCAGUCGGCCACUGGAUUCGGCCUUAUGGCUAUGAUCGAUGACCCUUUAACCGUUGGACCAGAGCCAAACUCCAAACUUGUUGGAAGAGCACAAGGGAUCUAUGCACAAGCCUCACUCAAUGAUGUUGGUUUAUUGAUGGUUCUCAACUUUGCUUUUGUUGAAGGCAAGUAUAAUGGGAGUAGCCUAAGUGUUUUGGGCAGGAACUCGGUGAUGUCGGCUGUCCGGGAGAUGCCAAUCGUUGGCGGCAGUGGGCUUUUCAGGUUUUCUCGUGGCUAUGCUCAGGCAAAGACUCAUACUUUUGAUUUCAAGACUGGUGAUGCUGUUGUGGAGUACAAUGUCUAUGUCUUCCAUUAUUGAGUUUAACUUUGUUGUUUUGUUUUUUUAUUGAUUUGGUGACACUGCUUUUGUCAAUUGUGUUGCUGUCUUUUUCAUAUUUGCCUAUGCCUCUUGUGAAGAUGCAUUCCCCACUUUGAAAGUAGGAAAGUGAAGUUUCUACAAUUGUGCUUCCUGGAAUAACCUUAUGUCUUUUAUCCUUGAUUUUCAUAUUA